Juglans regia (Persian walnut) is the source of this 752-nucleotide messenger RNA. RefSeq lists its product as uncharacterized. The transcript has 7 exons. The annotation marks the transcript as partial. Gene Ontology annotation, biological process: endocytosis. Lineage: Eukaryota; Viridiplantae; Streptophyta; Magnoliopsida; Fagales; Juglandaceae. The record is from RefSeq and is a predicted model, not a curated record. Gene Ontology annotation, cellular component: clathrin vesicle coat; membrane.
UAAAGGUGAGUAUGUCUAGACACUCCUCCGCUUGCUGCUGCUGUCCCGAGAUAGGAAAGGAAACUGAGACCUACCUUCCUCCUUCCUAUCAGUUCUGUCGAUCACCGAAAAACCGAAAGAAUUUCACCAAAUUACAAUCUAGUCUACCAAGUUUAGCUCAAGACCCCAAUCACCGAUCCAACUCCCUAUUAUCUUCUACCAAAUUGAAUCUCUCUUUCCAGAUCAUGGAAAAGGAGGAGGAGAAUUCUAAGGUUGAAGAAAUCAGGGAAAAGGAGGAGGAGAAUUCCAAGGCUGAAGAAAGCGUGGAUGAGAAUGAAGAAACAGAAGCAAUAGAGCUUGUUCUCUUCCAAGUUCCUGAAUGUUACGUGUAUAUAAUACCCCCAAGGAAAUCUGCCGCUUCCUACAGGGCUGAUGAGUGGGAUGUGAACAAAUGGGCUUGGGACGGGGUGCUGAAAGUCAUUAGCAAGGGAGAAGAGUGCAUUAUCAGACUCGAAGAUAAGACCACAGGUGAAUUAUAUGCUCGGGCGUUUUUGCGAAAUGGAGAGCCACAUCCAGUAGAACCUGUAAUUGAUAGCAGCAGAUAUUUUGUUCUUCGCAUCGAAGAGAACAUUGCUGGCCGUCUUCGGCAUGCUUUCAUUGGUAUAGGAUUUCGAGAAAGAACAGAAGCUUAUGAUUUCCAGGCAGCCCUGCAUGACCACAUGAAAUAUUUGAACAAAAAGAAAACUGCCGAAGAGAUGGAACGGCAUUACCAG